Messenger RNA from Glycine soja, 4059 nucleotides. Its product is annotated as exocyst complex component SEC8-like. Lineage: Eukaryota; Viridiplantae; Streptophyta; Magnoliopsida; Fabales; Fabaceae. Gene Ontology annotation, cellular component: exocyst. The transcript has 24 exons. The record is from RefSeq and is a predicted model, not a curated record. The coding region runs from base 819 to 3596 and encodes 925 amino acids. Gene Ontology annotation, biological process: exocytosis; Golgi to plasma membrane transport.
UGUCUUAAAAGUAGAUUUGGGAGAGGCCAAGAGGCGCCUUAGUGCCCGCAAUAAGCAAUUGCAUCAACUAUGGUAUCGGUCAGUCACACUGCGACAUAUAAUAUCCUUAUUGGAUCAAAUUGAAGACAUUGCCAAGGUUUAAACUUAUGCUUGCUUGCUCUGAUUAUAUAUGCCCUGAGGUGGAGUUGCUUUGAGCUACUUACGCAGUUUGUGGUGUGGAAUAAACAGAUAAGUGCAUUUGCAUAAUUGCAUUUGCAGUUUUGGUAUAUAUAUAAAAUGUUGCUUUAACUGCUAAAGAAUAAGUAAUUAUAUAAACUGUGUUUUUUUAUCUGAAAUCUGCAGUGAUUUUCAAUUGUCAAAGAACUACUUGACCUUAAAACUUAGUUCCUUCCUAAGUCAGAGAACAUGAAUUGCUUGCUUUGAACAUGACAAUUUAUGUGAAAGCCCAUUGAUUGGGCUUUGAAUGGAGAUAAAAUAGUGGCUAAAACUUAUGUUACUAAAACUUUGUACUAUUAUGCAUCAAAAUUCUAAUUGUUAGACUGAUGAUGACAAAGGACUAUAGACAUUUGGCCAACAGUGUUCUAAUACUGUAUCAAAUAACUACUUGACCUAAAUGCUCAAGCACUGAAGAUCACUAAUAAUAUCUUUUGAAAAAUAUCUGAUGAGAGCAAAUUAUCUAUGUGCUUAUACAUUUUGGAUGCACACUGAGAUUUCCAUCUAAGUUUUUUGUUUGAAAAAAAUUUAACACAUGCUUUCUUUUCAAUUACUCUGUUUAAAAUAAUCAGUUUCAUAGAGGGUUUUGAUUCUGAAGGUCUAAGAUGCAGGUUCCGGCUCGCAUCGAGAAACUCAUUGCUGAGAAGCAAUUUUAUGCCGCGGUUCAAUUGCAUGUGCAAUCAAUACUGAUGCUUGAGCGAGGCCUCCAAACUGUUGGGGCGCUUCAAGAUGUCCGUUCUGAGUUAACGAAGUUACGUGGAGUCCUCUUUUAUAAGAUUUUGGAGGAUUUGCAUGCCCAUUUAUACAAUAAGGGUGAAUAUAGUGCUGCUGGCUCAAGUUUGUUAGAGAAUGAUGACGAAAUACCAACCACCACUGCUGUUGCACUUGCUGCACAUAAUUCACAACCUCUGUCUCGAAGAACAAGAUCACUCAAAGGUGACAAUCAGAAUAAUCUCCAGAUUGAUGGAUCGUAUAGGCCAGCAUCUGUGGAUGGAGGUUCUUUUGAUGGCCAUGAUGAGGCAGAUUUGAAUGAGGAAGCUACCUUAGAUGGGAAUAUGGCAACAACGAGAAUCAAUGGUAAUGAUAUACCAAAGGAUUCCAACAAUGCUCUUCGUCAAAUGCCAACAUGGCUCUCAAAUUCGACACCUGAUGAAUUUCUUGAAACAAUUAGAAAAAGUGAUGCUCCGCUUCAUGUGAAGUAUCUCCAGACCAUGGUCGAGUGCCUUUGCAUGCUUGGCAAAGUUGCAGCUGCUGGAGCUAUUAUAUGCCAAAGAUUGCGGCCAACACUUCACGAGAUAAUUACAUCCAAGAUUAAAGCUCAUGCAGAGCUUUUGAAUUCAUCAAGGUCUAGCAUUGGUCAGGAUUCCCAGGCUGGAACAGGUAAUCUGCACUUCAUAAAAGGUCAACUAGAAAGUUAUCAGUUGCCAAAACAGAAGCGUAAGAAUGGAAUAUCUAUUGCUGGAACUCUGUUGGCUGUGAGCCCUGUAUCACCUCUUAUGGCUCCUGGUGGGAAAGCACAGGUUGCUGCUAAGGAGCUUCUUGAUUCAAUUUUGGAUGCUGUUGUUCGAAUAUUUGAGAAUCAUGUCAUUGUUGGGGAGCUUUUGGAAGCAAAAGCAAGUCAGCAUGCUGACAUAAACACGCCAAAAUCAUUGCCAGUAGAUGUAAAUUGGAACCCUGAUUCUGAAGCAUCUCAAGUCACCGGAGGUUACAGCAUAGGUUUCUCCCUGACAGUGUUACAGAGUGAAUGCCAACAACUUAUAUGUGAAAUUCUGCGGGCCACUCCUGAAGCAGCAUCUGCUGAUGCUGCUGUGCAAACAGCUAGGCUUGCGAGCAAAGUCCCUUCUAAAGAUAAAAGGGAUGGAUCUGAAGAUGGUCUUACCUUUGCAUUUCGCUUUACAGAUGCUUCAAUAUCUAUUCCUAACCAGGGAGUUGAUCUUGUUCGCCAAGGUUGGAGUAGGAAGGGUCCCAAUGUGCUUCAAGAGGGUUAUGGUUCUGCAGCAGUUUUGCCUGAGGAGGGCAUAUAUUUAGCAGCAUCCAUAUACCGACCUGUGCUUCAGUUCACGGAUAAAGUUGCUUCAAUGCUGCCAACAAAGUAUUCCCAACUCGGCAAUGAUGGGUUGCUAGCUUUUGUGGAGAACUUUGUGAAGGACCACUUUUUACCAACUAUGUUUGUAGACUACCGAAAAGGCGUACAGCAAGCCAUAUCGAGUCCAGCUGCAUUUCGUCCAAGGGCACAUGUUGCUACUACUUACACUUCAUCAAUUGAGAAGGGUCGACCUGUUUUACAAGGAUUAUUAGCUAUAGAUCACUUAACAAAGGAGGUGCUUGGCUGGGCACAAGCAAUGCCCAAGUUCUCUAAUGAUCUGGUGAAGUAUGUGCAAACUUUUCUGGAGAGGACUUAUGAAAGAUGCCGAACUGCAUACAUGGAGGCUGUUCUUGAGAAGCAGAGUUAUAUGCUUAUUGGGAGGCAUGAUAUUGAGAAGUUGAUGAGGAUUGACCCCUCAAGUGCAUAUUUACCGAAUCUGCUUGGUCAGUUAAAUGUGGAAAGUAAUUCAUCUGAUGCUGAAACAAUUGAGGCUGAAUUAGAACUUAGUGAAUUACUGCUAAGUUUGCGUCCUAUUAAGCAGGAAAACCUAAUCCAUGAUGACAACAAACUUAUUCUGUUGGCAUCCCUUAGUGACUCAUUAGAGUAUGUUGCAGACUCUAUUGAAAGGCUUGGACAGACAACUCAAAGAGCAUCAAAUCAUGUUGGGGGAAAAUACCAUCACAGUCAUUCAGACAGUGCACCUACAAGGAGUUUAGUUUCAUUUGCUCAAGAUUAUAGGAAACUGGCAAUUGAUUGCCUUAAGGUUUUACGCAUAGAGAUGCAAUUGGAGACAGUAUUCCAUAUGCAGGAAAUGGCAAAUACAGAAUACUUGGAUGACCAAGAUGCUGAAGAGCCGGAUGACUUCAUCAUUUCGCUCACUGCACAGAUAACACGAAGAGAUGAGGAAAUGGCUCCUUUUAUUUCAAAUGCAAAGCGGAAUUAUAUAUUUGGUGGAAUUUGUGGGGUUGCAGCAAAUGCAUCUGUCAAGGCUUUGGCGGAUAUGAAAUCCAUAAAUCUUUUUGGUGUUCAGCAAAUUUGUCGAAAUGCUAUUGCAUUAGAACAGGCAUUGGCAGCUAUUCCAUCCAUAAAUAGUGAAGCAGUGCAACAGAGAUUGGAUCGAGUCCGCACCUACUAUGAACUAUUGAACAUGCCAUUUGAGGCUUUGGUUGCCUUCAUUACAGAACAUAUACACUUGUUCACCCCUGUGGAGUAUGCCAAGCUUCUUAAUGUUCAGGUUCCUGGAAGGGAAAUUCCUCCUGAUGCACAAGAUAGAUUAUCUGAAAUAUUAUCCGUGUAGAAUGUUCUCUUUGGUUCCCAGAAUUUUUGGACUGUUGGGGUGCUUGCAUCAAUUAGAUUUCUGAUUCAUAUUUCUGAAAAAAUGAUGAUGCAGCAAACCGAUGCCAGUGUCCGAUCUUACAGCAAAUUACAACCGAGUAGACUACCAGUGAAAAGAUGGUUUUGAUUCUGCCCUUGGUGAUAGCAAUUCCAUUUGCUCACUCAAUUGUUUGUAAUGUAAUGGUGAUGUCAAUUUUCGUUGCCGCCGUUGCCUUCCUUUUGGGUUAAGUCGCUCGCUCGCUCUAUUUUUUUUGGGUAUUGAGUUUGCGUGUGAUGAGCAAUUUCAUUCAAGUCAAUAUGAAGAACAACCUGAAAUUCACAUGUAUAUUUUUCAUGCUAAACUUAUUGUAUAUUUACUUUCUUCAACUGUGUGGCCUAUUCUAGUGUAAAUGAAAUUUUGUCGAGGGAUUCCCUCUUGAUUUUCA